AUGGAUCACAUCAAGGACAGCACUCUCUCGGCAGUCGAGGUGGAUCGGGAGCGGGAGGCAGCACCGGCGAUUGAAGCUCUGGACAGUCUCAAACAACCAGUUGCGCCGGAUCAAUUCGAGGAGCAAUACCGCACGAGCCGGACGGAGAUCUGGGCUUAUUAUGCCUAUUAUAUUGGCAACAAUGGCCUGUCACUCUUCAACUUCGCGCCCACAGCGUUCCAAAACCUGCUAUACCAAGCCGCCCCCUACGAUGGAAUCAUGGAGUUUGCGGGUCGUCCCCGCUCAGUCAACAGCAUUGUGCUCCUAUGCAACGGAAUCUCGUUCGCUAUUCAGGUCGUUGUCUUUUUGUCCCUCGGUAGUUUUGCCGAUUUUGGCCAUUGGCGUCCCAAUAUCUUGCUUGGGCUCUCGAUCCUUGCCUAUGCGAUUGGUUUCGGCUGGCUGGGAGUUCAUACCUCAGGUAAAUGGGAGGUCGGGGUAGGAUUAUACAUCGUCGGCCUGAUCGCCUAUCAAACCACGUUGACUUUUUGGACUGCUGCCUUCCCCGGUCUGGCGCGCAAUACAAUCGAGUUGAAAGAAAAGGCCGAUGCAUAUAUAGCUGGCACAGUGACCCGCGAUGAAUACGAUUAUGCCGACAUGAUGAUGCGCAGUCGCCUCGCCAAUACUGCCUUCUAUGUCCAGUCUGUGGGCGAGCUUUUCAUCCUGGCUGUCAUAGUUGGCAUCAUGUUUGCCUUGAAUGUCAACGCAAGUGAAGCUAACAACAAUUGGGGUUUGAGUGUGUUGAUUGCUUUUGCAUCGGGUGUCUGGCUGCUUGUAUCGCUGCCAUGGUUCUUUCUUGAAAAACGCCGCCCCGGCCAGGAUCCCGGGAGACGUGGUGUACUGGUCGCAGGCAUAUGGCAGGUUUGGCAUGCGAUGAAGCAGAUUUGGAAGCUGAAGCAGAGCUUGAUUUACCUUAUCGGCUAUUUCCUUCUGGGGGAUUCAUUGAACACCACUGUGACCGUUAUCUCAACUUUACAGAAUAGCAUUGUUGCAUACAACACUCUCCAGCUGACGUAUCUCCUCAUUGUUGGGAUUGCAGCUCAGGUCAGUCUUAUACUCGGGCACUAUCUCCAGAUCCAAAAUUUUAACCGUGCAGUUCAAAUCCAGGCGGUCGGAAUCUAUUCUUUCUGGUUCAUUCAGCAGCGUUACCAGCUAGGAACUAAGGCUAUGUUCAACACUAUCGCAUUCGGAAUUAUUCUCCUAGAUGGUUGGGGUAUGAUUGGGAUCUGGACUAAUAAAUUCGGAUUCCACAAUGUCUGGGAAGUCUGGGUCUAUCAAGCAUUCUACGGACUCUUCAUCUGCCCGUGGUACAGCUAUUCGCAAAUCAUGAUUUCAGAAGUCACCCCGCGUGGCCAUGAGUUUCUGUUCUUCAGUCUCUUCAGCAUUAUUGGCAAGACUUCAUCCUUCAUCGGCCCUAUUGUCUCGAGCGCUAUCAUCGACGCAAGUCCGAGUGGCAACUCUUCGACUCCAUUCUAUUUCCUUUUCGCACUGAGCUUAGUCAGCUUUGGAAUUCUGUUUUUCGGGGUUGAUCUGAAGAAAAGUCAGGAAGAGCAACAAGCUUUUUUACUCGAGAAGAUGCGCCAUCUUGAGAAUAGCACAUCUUCAUUUCCGGAGGGGAGACUAUCCACUACUGUGUGA
Penicillium macrosclerotiorum is the source of this 1674-nucleotide messenger RNA. RefSeq names its product putative autophagy protein (Atg22). The record is from RefSeq and is a predicted model, not a curated record. NCBI's taxonomy places the organism in Eukaryota, Fungi, Ascomycota, Eurotiomycetes, Eurotiales, Aspergillaceae. The coding region runs from base 1 to 1674 and encodes 557 amino acids. The transcript is spliced from 5 exons.